CUCUCGGGGCAGCGUAAUUCUGUGUGCGUGACUCUGCCGACGAUACGGGCCCAGUUUAGCAGCGUCGGAAACAAGAGAAUGGCGUCGAAUAAUCUGAGCGCUAUUCUCCACGGCAAGAAUGAUCUUCGUCUUGAGCAGAGGCCGAUCCCAGAACCCGGAGAAAACGAGGUGCUGCUGCGUAUGGCCUGCGUCGGCAUCUGCGGCUCCGACGUCCACUACCUGACACACGGCAAGAUCGGCGACAACGCGGUCGAGGUGCCCAUGACCAUCGGCCACGAAGCUUCAGGGGUCGUCGCCAAAGUGGGGCCCGGAGUAAAGCAUCUCAAAGUGGGUGACCGCGUCGCCAUAGAGCCUGGUGUUCCGUGCCGUAAAUGCGACUUCUGUAAACAAGGCACCUACCACCUGUGUCCGGACAUCUUCUUCUGUGGUACUCCGCCUCAUAACGGAAAUCUCUCUCAGUACUACAAACACGCAGCUGAUUUCUGUUACAAGCUUCCAGACCACGUGUCUCUGGAGGAAGGCGCCCUGCUGGAGCCGCUGUCGGUGGGAGUGCACGCUUGUCGCAGGGCCGGAGUAACACUCGGCUCCACGGUCCUCAUCCUGGGAGCAGGGCCCAUCGGACUCGUCACUCUCAUAGCAGCCAAGGCAAUGGGAGCGGCGAAGGUACUCAUAACAGAUGUAAAUUCUCAUCGCCUGGAAGUAUCUAAGAAGUUUGGUGCUGACUACACAUUGCGGGUGUCUAAGGGUAUAGACGAGAAGCAGGUGGCCAACGAAAUACGAGCUAUUUUGGGAGUGGCUCCUGACAUCAGCAUUGAUUGCUGCGGCAUGGAGUCCACUGUGGUUCUUGGACUGCAGGCGACGCGACAAAAUGGCGUCGUGGUGGUCGUGGGGUUGGCGGAGACGCACGCCCGCAUACCACUCAGGCCUCUCUUCUACGAGAUCGACUUACGUGGCAUCUUCCGCUACUGCAACGAAUAUCCCAUGGCCUUAGAACUUGUCGCAUCGGGGAAAACAAAUGUCAAAGGUCUGAUUACACAUAACUUCAGCAUGAAGGACACCUUGAAAGCCUUCUCAACUGCCGUUUCUGGGGAAGGAAAUCCUAUCAAAAUCAUGAUUCAUUGCAACAAAGAUUAGAACAAAACCUCAGCAUUCAAAGUCUACAAUCUAAUUUUAAGGAAAACGUAAUAUUACUUACGAACAUUAAACAUUAUGAGUUACUGACCUUAAGAGUUCGACAUGUACUGCAUCGUCAUUUGUGAUUACAGUUUUUGAUUCCAUGAAUAUCGUGUCGUGCAGUUGAAGAUGUUUUCUGAUUACUUACAAUUUGCAGUGUUACUUCCCUAAUGCGGGGUAACAUCUAAUGGAACAAACGCCGCUGAAUCCAAGAGGAUUUUAAAGGAUAAGCUAGCCUUAAUGUCCCAUUAAAUGAUGUAAUGUUCUACGUUCGCAGAUACCAGCUUCUGUAUCCAUAUUAGACAGAUGCAUGUACUGGAUACAGAACACUGGGUUUGUGAAUGACCGAUGAUGCGUCAUUUGACAGAAAUAUGUAACGCCGUUGUACGUUGAUUAUCUCACUCUCCUGUGUGGUUCAUGACAUACUGAGAAACGGAAGCUUGCAACGUAUUUUUUUGUGGUGUUCCAUUAUAAUAUCAACAGAUUCAGAUUAGCUAAUUCCAAAUGAAAUAAAGUAUUUGUUACAAAUAAAAAGCGGCUUGAUGCAAGAACAACUUCUUUGGCGAUUGAAAUAAACACUUCUGACAAUAGUUUGAAGUUGUCUGUCGAGACAAUCAGCUGAGUUUCUCUGUUAAAUCAAAUAUCAGACAAAACGGGGAUAUUAAUCACACAAGAAUUUGAAAUUUACAGCAUCAAUGAUAAAAUAACCUAUUCCAGGAGAAAACAGCAAGAACAGGCAAACAGGACGGUAAAAGAGUACCAAAAAUAGUUUGUCAGAACAUGCCAACUGGUGAAAGAGGGUUCCAAAUCGCGUACACAAGGUUCACAACAGUCACAGAGACGGAUCUUCUAACGCUUAGACCACACGAUCAGACAAAAGAACGCUCUAAUUUUAGUAGUGUUCCAUAUUUAGGUGCACUAUCCGAAAAAAAUAGGCACGAGACCUAACAAACAUCGUUCCAGCAUAUUUUACUUCCUCCGAUCUAGGUAGAAAACUCAAACGUAAGGAAAAAAAACUGUGAUAAAUGGGUGUAAUGAUCUGGGUGUAUACUGCAUUGUAUGCAAUUAUUGUGUGUGUAAGACAAACGGAUGGUAGUUUCGCAACAGAUUUUAAGGACACCGCAGCUUAAAUAGCUCCCAAUCUGCAUUAACGACGCACUCAAGAGAAGCGGGGCACAGCGUCACAAGCCCUUCAGAAAAGUUAAC
Schistocerca nitens (vagrant locust) is the source of this 2379-nucleotide messenger RNA. Its product is annotated as sorbitol dehydrogenase-like. The transcript has 8 exons. Gene Ontology annotation, biological process: D-sorbitol catabolic process. The coding region runs from base 79 to 1134 and encodes 351 amino acids. Gene Ontology annotation, molecular function: L-iditol 2-dehydrogenase (NAD+) activity; zinc ion binding. NCBI's taxonomy places the organism in Eukaryota, Metazoa, Arthropoda, Insecta, Orthoptera, Acrididae. The record is from RefSeq and is a predicted model, not a curated record.